AAUUACCUACUUUUCAGGCUCUUGCAUGUGGUUGAAAUAGUCAACUGGUAACCAUGGAAUGGUAUAGUCACUAGUUCCGAUAGUGCCGAGUAGCUCGCGGUAUAUUUAAGUUCGGUGAUACGGCGAAUUUUCUUCACGUCAAGUAUUUUCAUUUCAGUGUUCCAAUUACUUGCCAUAAGUACAACUAAUCGCGCGAGUGAUUUUAUGCCGUUAAUCAACAAGUCAGAACUUGAAAAAUAAAUGAAAAUAACACGAGUGUCUUUCCUUUACGUAGACAUGGGCGGGCGAUGCUUGUAAAAAAUCGCGUGAGAGAAACUGCCGCGUGAAUAUCUGAAGCCCUUAACCACGUAACAUUGCUCUAUAAUCCAAAAAUGGUUUGUUUCCUCGUGUUAAAGGAAAAUUUAAUGCACUUUUCUGUGCCGUCCGAAUUUUGGCAACGAGCCGCGCGAACGAUAAAUAGAUUCGUGUCACGUCUAACUACUUUGUUAUAACGAGACUGAAGUGUUAAAAUGUCGUUAAAAUGUCAAAAACAUCAAGUGCACCUUCCCAGAAACAUUGGAACAUGCUAUAUAAUAAUACAUUCAUUGAACAAGAUCAAAUUUGAGUAAAAAGGAAAAUGUUUACAAUAUUAAAAUUUUGUAAAAGCAAAUUUACGUUUGCGAUGGUACACUGUACAUUAACUUUCUUCCCCUUAGUUACGCAUUAGUUAACACUAUGCGUAAAAAUUUUUAUUCAACAAGAGAUCUUGUAGAUUUCAGAGAUUACAGAAAGAAAUAAUAUUUAUAGAUCCACGUAAAUUAUUCUUCCAAAUAACAUAGGAUCUUGCUGGACUGCUAAAUGGAAGUUAAGAGAAAGGUGUUUUAAUCGUAUAUUUAGUAAACCUUUGUAGAUUAAUAUUUGAACAACUUACGAUGCUUCUCGAACGUUUUAUUUCGGUUAUUGGGAUAAAAUGCCCAUUAUAUUAACAUAAAGCGUCUAUAUUCUAAAUUUUGAAACUUGUACACAAAAAACAAAUUCGUACGUGCUGCUGACAGCUCUCGGAGAGCGUCAGUGAACCAUUCGACAGUUGUGUUUAGCAGAUAGAUUGAGAGAAGCUGUUGCGGGAAACGUAGGCACCGCGAGGCGAAAAGUGUCUAAAUAUACCACACUGGCUGUGUGUAUGUGUGUGCGUCUAUCGGAUUAGAGCGUUUAAAUGUUUAGAUCAUUUAGAAUGGCGACGCAAUAGCACUAAUGCAAUGGCAAUAACAAACAAAAAAUGGCCGAGAAAUGCUACUUCUAUACGUCACUGUUGCAUUUAUGCCCCAUAUUUCGGGGUUGCCGAGGAAGAUACCGAUCGGUGGUUUAUUCGACAGUGACGAGACAAUUCAAAAAGCGUUUGAAAUCUCAAUCAAAGCGAUAAAAAGGAAUAUCUCUGCCACCAAGCACACGAGGGGCCUGUUGUUAACACCCAGAACAGAAAAAAUCAACAAGAAUGCAUUCCAAGUAGCAAACAUAGCGUGCGAGCUGAUAAGCAACGGGGUGGCCGGAAUAUUUGGUCCCCAAGACAAAUCGACGGCGAGCUACGUUCAAAGUAUGUGCGAUACCCUGGACAUACCUCACAUUACUGCCAGAUGGGAUUCCGAACCACAACGUGGCAAUGUCAUAAAUCUAUAUCCGCAUCCCGAUGCGCUCUCCAUGGUUUUUCAAAACCUACUUGAAGAAUACAAAUGGAACGAAUAUGCAAUACUUUACGACAACGCGGAUAGCCUGAUGCGCAUGAACCGCCUGCUCAAGUUACCAAACAUGAAUACUAUUUUCGCGAUGGUGUUUCAUUUAGGUAGUGGACCAAAUUUUAGACAGGCCAUGAAAGAAGUCAAGAUGUCCGGAUAUAGAAAUCUCAUAAUCGACUGUUCGUACGAUAUCCUUGAGUCCGUUCUCAGACAAGCACAACAAGUCGGAAUAAUGUCGGAAAGUUAUAAAGUGAUUAUUGCUUCUUUGGACUUGCAAACCCUAAACUUAGAACCGUACCAAUACUCCGGAGUGAAUUUGACGGGCCUGCGUUUAGUCGACCCGGAAAGCCCAAUUGUUCGACGUACCCUCAAGUCCCGAUCUCUUAAUUGGAAUUUAACGGACGGUUCCCACUUAAGGGUGGAAGCAGCGCUCGCUUAUGACGCGGUACAACUUUUCGCGAGCAGUUACGCGCGAUUACGAAGCAGCGCCAAGGGAAACCUCAAAAAAUUGUCUUGCAACCGCACGGAAAUUUGGGGGCACGGUUUCAGCAUAAGUAAUUAUAUGCGAAACGAGCAAAUGCACGGACUGAGCGGUAUGAUAAGAUUCGACACGGCCGGAUUCCGAAGCGAAUUCCAACUAGACAUCGUAAAUCUAGGAAAUGAAGGACUGUAUAAAGUCGGAAAAUGGAAAACGAACUUCGGUAUUGAAUGGCAGCCAGGACACAGAAUUCCCGGAGUAGACGACGACAAGAGUUUGCGCGAUAAGCAUUUUCUUGUCGUGAUAUCGUUAACAGAUCCGUACGGGAUGCUUAAAGAAUCAGCCUCUGUAAUAACUGGAAAUGAUCGAUACGAAGGCUUCGCGAUAGAUAUAAUUCAAGAAAUGAGCAAGCUGUUGGGAUUUAAUUAUACCUUUGAAGUUCAGGCCGACAAUGUUUACGGAUCGUUUAAUAACGUAACCAAGAAAUGGAAUGGAAUGCUGGGGAAAAUAAUCGACGGUGAAGCGGAUUUAGCGAUCACAGAUCUGACGAUCACGUCUGCGAGAGAAAGCGUUGUGGAUUUUACGAGUCCUUUUAUGAACUUAGGCAUAAGCGUUCUCUACAGGACACCCACGAGAGCCCCACCAGGCUAUCUGUCUUUUCUGGGGCCGUUUUCGAAGGACGUUUGGCUGCACCUCAUCGGAGCGUACAUCGCCGUGACGACGUUAUUAUUCGUGAUUGGAAAACUCUGCCCCGUGGAAUGGACCAAUCCAUAUCCGUGCAUCAAGGAGCCAAAGGUGUUGGAAACACCCUACACUCUGACGGAUACUCCGUUUCUGGUGAUCGGGGCCAUCUUGAAGUCACCUACCGGAUUUGCACCCGCGGGAAUUUCAACAAGAACUUUGGCUGUUGCUUGGUGGUUCUUUACUUUGAUCAUUGUGACAACGUAUAUCGCCAACUUGGCAGCCGCGUUAUCCACGAAAUCCGUCGUGUGGUCUUUCCAAGUGGCGGAAGAACUGGCUUACCAACAAAAAAUCAAGUACGGCGCAAAAAUUAACGGCUCGACGUUCUCGUUCUUUCAGGAUUCCUCGCAUGAACCGUAUGAAAUUAUGUAUAAUUACAUGAAGGCUCAUGCUGACGAAGUACUUAUGGAGAGUAACGAGGAUGGCGUGUGGAAGGUGCAGAACGAAAAUUACGCGUACCUCAUGGAAUCUUCAUCAAUUGAAUACAUCAAACAAAGAAAGUGUAACGUAACGCAGAUCGGUGGACUUUUAGAUUCCAAAAGCUACGGAAUAGCGAUGAGGAAAGAUGCGCCUUACCGUGUAGAUUUAAGUGGCGCUAUACUGAGACUGCAGGAAAACGGUGUGAUCGGCGAGCUACAAAAGAAAUGGUGGAAACAGAAACGAGGCGGUGAUACAUGCGACGAAAAAGAGAAGGUUCAAGUGAAUCCACUGAAUUUUGAGGACGUCGGCGGAGUAUUUGUAAUUAUGAUAAGCGGCAUUGCGUUGUCCUGGAUUUUUGCGGGAUGGACAUUUCUUUGGCAAAUUCGAAACGUUGCGAUCAGACAUGGCGUAUCCUUUAAAGACGAACUCGUAGAAGAGUUAAAAUUCUUAAUCAAGUGCAGCAGCAAGAAGAUCGUCAAGAGAAGAAAAACAUCCGUCGAGACGAUCGAAAGCAGCAGCAGCGGUUCCUAAUAAAUACAUGUUAUUUCCGUAGCGAGCAGUAAAAAAAUUAAACCCAAUAAAAUAGAAAUUACCACAGA
This is a messenger RNA of Vollenhovia emeryi, 3947 nucleotides long. Its product is annotated as glutamate receptor ionotropic, kainate 2-like. Gene Ontology annotation, molecular function: glutamate-gated receptor activity; transmitter-gated monoatomic ion channel activity involved in regulation of postsynaptic membrane potential. Bases 1267 to 3879 code for a protein of 870 amino acids. Lineage: Eukaryota; Metazoa; Arthropoda; Insecta; Hymenoptera; Formicidae. The transcript is spliced from 16 exons. Gene Ontology annotation, biological process: modulation of chemical synaptic transmission; synaptic transmission, glutamatergic. The record is from RefSeq and is a predicted model, not a curated record. Gene Ontology annotation, cellular component: plasma membrane; postsynaptic membrane.